This is a messenger RNA of Corticium candelabrum, 1017 nucleotides long. RefSeq lists its product as uncharacterized. NCBI's taxonomy places the organism in Eukaryota, Metazoa, Porifera, Homoscleromorpha, Homosclerophorida, Plakinidae. The transcript has 2 exons. The annotation marks the transcript as partial. The record is from RefSeq and is a predicted model, not a curated record.
AUGGACAUCGCCAGCGGAUCACCCUGUUACCUUAAUCCUCUGGAGGAGGCGUUACGAUCCAAACUGAUUCCCGCCAUAACCAAUAGAAGUACUCCAGGAGACAAGAUGAGAAGGCUUUUUGCAUUACCACCUCGACUAGGCGGCCUUGGAAUUGUAGAUCCACGUUCGUUGACUUGUGAGCUGGAAUACUCAAAGUUAAUUUGUGCGCCACUGGUCAACCGAAUUGUGCAACAAGAAACAAACCUGGAUAACGUUCCUACCAAGCAGAAUUCUAUGAAAGCUAGCAUUCGCCAGCAAAAACAUCUAGCACAAAAGUCUCAUUCUGAAAUCACUGUCAAUGAUCUAUCUGUGGAAUUGAAACGUUUAGUUGAAUUGGCCUGUGAGAAGGGUGCCUCCUGCUGGCUGACCGCAAUCCCACUAGAGCAACACGGAUUCACUUUGCACAAAUCUGCGUUUCGGGAUGCCCUGUGCCUCAGAUACGGUUGGCACCCGUCCAACCUCCCAGACAUAUGUCCAUGUGGAUCUAAAUUCUCAGUAGAUCACUCUCUGUCAUGUCCAACAGGAGGAUACCCCAGCAUCCGCCAUAACGAGGUCCGCGAUUUAUUUACCAACUUGUUGACAGAGGUUUGCCACGAUGUACACAAAGAGCCCGUUCUGCAACCUCUCAACGGCGAGGUGUUUCAAAAACGCUGUACUACCUCUGACGAAAAUGCCAGACUUGAUAUUGCUGUCAGUGGAUUUUGGGGUGGGCACUUCCAACGAACUUUCUUUGACGUCAGGGUCUUCAACCCUAAUGCCUCAUCCUACAAAUCAGUGCAGAUCCCGUCAUUAUAUAAACGGCAGGAACAAGAGAAGAAAAGGCGAUACGAGGAACGAAUUAAUAACGUGGAGCUUUCAUCGUUCACGCCAAUCAUUUUAGCAUGCACUGGAGGAUGCAGUAAACUGACGUCUAUUUUCUUGAAAAGACUAGCCUCACUUUUAUCGGAAAAGCACCACACCGAGUACAGCACAACUAUC